Messenger RNA from Hydra vulgaris (swiftwater hydra), 1999 nucleotides. NCBI's taxonomy places the organism in Eukaryota, Metazoa, Cnidaria, Hydrozoa, Anthoathecata, Hydridae. The record is from RefSeq and is a predicted model, not a curated record.
CGUCGUAGUUGCGCAAUGUGUCUAAUCGCAAAAGAGCAACGGUUAUCUUUACUCGAAAAACAAGUAUAUCACCCAAUUCAAAUGCUAGAUAAAUCAAUUGUGUUUUCUUUAAAUGAAGGUUGUGGAGUUUUAGCUGAUGCAUUGGUUAUUUUUAAGAAUCGCCAUGUAAACUUAAAACAUAUAGAAUCUCGUCCUGCUAAAUUCCUGAAAGGAUAUGAUUUUUAUAUUGAAAUCGAUGAAGAAUCUACUCAAAGUGAUAACAUCAAUCUAGUUAUUGAGGAUUUGAAGUUAGUUGCCAAAAAUGUUGUUUUACAUAAUGAAGAAAUACCAUGGUUUCCAAGAAAAAUAGCUGAUUUAGAUAAAUUUGCUACUCGUGUUUUAAGUUAUGGUUCAGAGUUAGAUUCAGAUCAUCCUGGUUUCACAGAUCCAAUAUACAGAGCAAGAAGAAAGGAGUUUGCAGACAUUGCUAUAAAUUAUCGUUAUGGUCAACCACUUCCAAGAGUUACAUACACUCCUCAAGAGAUUGAAACAUGGGAUUUUGUAUUCAAAGAGCUUACUAAACUUUAUCCUACACAUGCUUGUGCAGAGCUUAAUUACAUGUUUCCUCUUUUAGUUGAAAACUGUGGAUACAAAUUGGGUAGCAUACCACAGCUUGAUGAUGUUUCAAGGUUUCUUAAAGAAUGUACUGGUUUUACUCUUCGACCAGUGGCUGGCUUAUUGUCUUCUCGUGAUUUUUUGGCUGGUUUGGCAUUUAGAGUAUUUCACGCAACGCAAUAUAUUAGACACAGUUCAACACCUAUGUACACACCUGAGCCAGAUGUUGUUCAUGAAUUAAUAGGCCAUGUUCCUUUGUUUGCUGAUCCAAGCUUUGCUCAGUUUUCUCAGGAAAUUGGGCUAGCUUCUCUUGGUGCUUCAGAUGACUGGAUUGAAAAGUUGGCAACGAUAUAUUGGUUUACUGUUGAAUUUGGAGUUUGUCGUCAGAAUAAUGAACUAAAGGCUUAUGGUGCUGGCUUAUUGUCCUCAUUUGGAGAGUUACAAUAUUGCCUCUCCGAUAAACCUGAGCAUCUUCCAUUUGACCCUGAAAAAAUGUCAAUGACUAAGUAUCCCAUUACUGAGUUUCAACCAAAAUAUUUUGUAGCAGAAUCUUUUGAAGAUGCUAAAUACAAAGUCAGGGAGUGGAGUUUAAAGAUACCUCGCUCAUUUACUAUACAUUAUAACCCUUAUACAGAAAGCAUCGAAGUUUUAAACAGUCGUGGAAAGAUUGCUAACGUUAUAUCUAAUAUUCAGUCGGAGAUAAACGUUUUAUUGCAAGUUAUUGGUGAGAACCGAUUGUUGCAUUGAAAAUUCUUAAAAAUCAUCGACUAAAACCAUUUUUUAACCACUAAUAUACUAUGUAUAUAAGUAUGUGUGUGCAUUUUAUUCUGUGUAGAAAUGACAUUUUUUUGCAUGGCAGCACUAAGCUUUUAUCCUUCACCUCUUGAAAAAAAAAAGUUUUGUCUCUACUUUUUGAUACGUCAUUGCAAUAUGCAGUAUACAAAAAAAUUGAGAUAUUUUCAGGAUUAAAAAAAACUAGAAGAAUUGCAAUGACAAUUUUUAAUAUUUUUAAAUGUACGAAGUAACAAUUAAUAAAAGUUAACUUUUUCAACUAAGAACUUUGCUAUUUAAUCACGGAAUAUAAAGUAUAAUAUAUUUAAUUGUUACAGAUUUAAGAAAUUUUAAAUUUGAUAUUUUAAGCUCAAUUGAUAUUUUAAGACAAAUUUGACAAAAGCAUCCAUUAUAAUCAUUUAAAAAAAUUAAAGUUUAUUGCCUAAUAUUUGUCUGUUUGAAAUUAAAUAGUACAAAUAAUUUUUUUCUAACACGCAUAUUAUUUCUAUAGCAGAGGAUAAUUUUCUAGGUUUGUCACUUUAUUUAUUGGAGUUUUAUUAAAAUUAUUUAAGCAUGCUUUAAGUAUAUUUAUACACAUAUUUCUGAGAAUUUUUAAUAUAUGUUGUUUUAUAAA